AAACUUCCUUGUAACGUUGAACAACCAAAGAAAUAAGCUCGUGUUUUGGUUCGUGUGGACACUUCAGUUUACUCUUCUAAAUGUUUCAUGGUUCUAAACGUACCUUCGAGAUCAGUCUGUGUAAGAAAGCAUCUAGAAGUUAACGGCUUGCCGCUUUCAUUAUGCAACGCGGAAACCCGUUUACUCAGAGUUCGUGUAAUUCGGGCUUUGGAUCUUAUGAAAAAGGAUAUUUUCGGAGCAAGUGACCCAUACUGCAAAAUAUGUUUAUAUAAAACUCAGCGUUCAAACCUACCAUUGUGUUCUCCAGUACCAACAAAAACUGUUAAAAGAUCACUGAAUCCAAUAUGGAAUGAAGAAUUUAUUUUCAGGGUUAAUCCUUCCGAAAACCGUUUGGUUUUUGAGCUUUACGAUGAAAAUAGGAUCACAAGGGAUGACUUUUUGGGCAUGGUCACAGUCUUUCUGCCAUAUUUGGAGAUUGGUACGGAGGGAUCUAAUAGUCGGUUGAUGGCGAAGAGCUUUCUACUGCGCCCUAGAAGUUCUCGAUCUCGUGUUCGUGGUAAUCUUCACUUGUAUUUGGCUUACUUACCUAGUCAUGUAAAUUCCCGAAUCACAAGUCUUCGUGAACUUCCCCCUAUUGUUGAAUUGCCAUCUGACCAACAACGUAAUAGUGAAGGUCAACUAUCCUCAACACCUGUAUCUUCUUCACAUCGUCCUAGUUUACCGACACAAUCAUCGCCAAGUCCUGGCACGGUUGAUAUGUCCAACACUAUAGACGAUGAUACCGAUAACCAUGAACGUGUUAAUAGAAAUAUUUCAAUAGAUUCAGAUACUGUCAGUGUUGCUGAGACUGUUGUUGGACCCAUGCUUUCUACAUCACUUGAUGAAAACUCAUCUUCUGUUGACAUGAUAACUGAUCCACUUCCACCAGGUUGGGAUGAACGAGUUGAUCAAAAUGGACGUACAUAUUAUGUAGAUCAUGUUAAUAAACGUACACAAUGGGAUAGACCUUCUUUUCGAUUACCGGAUGGAUGGGAACAGCGAACUGAUGCAAAUGGUCGUGUAUAUUAUGUUGAUCAUCAAAAUCAUCGAACUACAUGGUAUCAUCCUUUAUCUGAGGGAUCUCGAUCGCAAACAUCUCCUCCACACUCUACUGCCGCUGCUGGUUCUGAUACAUUCAACGAUGGGGACGAACCAUCAAGUGAGGAAGAGGAAUCGGUGCUAGUUAAUGGUGAUGCUGAUGAAACUGAAAGCAAUUCGCAUGUUGACUUCGAUCCACCGAGUAAUCCUGCUGAUGAAAAUCAAGAAAAUCAGUCACCUGAUGAACAAUCUUUAUUGCACGAAACAAUUCCCACUCCUAGAUAUCCAAUAUCUAGUGGUGUUGGAGUCAGUGGCAGUGGUGCUGGUAGAUCUACACGUCCUAAUCCUCGUCAUACACGGCGUAGUUUAACGAUAGCAGAGAGAAUACGUGCAAAAGGUGGUGGUGGUGUUGCUCGUAUUACGUCGGCCGCGGCAUCGGCAGCAUCAGCUCGUUCAAAUAAUACUCUUCAAAAUGGUAUCGAUGAUGUACGUGCUGCACAGACAAUGUAUUUACGACGUAGGCAAAUUAGCCAUGAAGAUACUUUAUCUCAUCCUCCAGUCAAUUUGGAUACCUCUUUGACAAAUGAUUCAAAUUUUGAAUCACUUCCAGCAAGUUCUUCCAAUUCUGACACAGAUCCUGUUCAAGCAACAGAUUUGUCUAGUUCAGAAACAACAACAGCAACAACAACAAAUUCUACCUCACGCAUAGACUCUCCAUCGAAUGAAGAAGUAGAAGAAGGCGGACUAGAUCAUGUAGACAGAAAUCGAAAAGUUGGUGAUAUUGUUUUAGGCUUAGAUCUUGCUCCAGGUGAAGAACCACUUCCACAAGGUUGGGAAUUAGCUAGAACUGCAAGUGGUCGAAAAUUUUUCAUUAAUCAUAAUGAACAUACUACUACAUGGGAUGAUCCCAGAAUUAUUCGAACAAAUAAUCAAAUCAUCAAUGGUUCUUUAUUAACUCACGAAGCACAACGGCAUGUAAUGAAAGAUUUAGGCCCAUUACCGCCUGGUUGGGAAGAACGUGUACAUAGCAAUGGUCGUAUUUUCUAUAUUAAUCAUAAUGCACGAACUACUCAAUGGGAAGAUCCUCGUCUAGAACGUUUAGGUGGUCCAGCUGUUCCUUAUUCAAGAAAUUAUAAACAAAAAUAUGAUUAUUUCCGAUCAAGAUUACGUGCUCCACGUGAUCCACAGGCGAAAUUUGAAUUACGUGUUACACGAGCUGGUAUAUUUGAAGAUUCAUUUCGUUUAAUUUAUGGCAUAAAAAGACCAGAAGUUUUAAUGCAUCGAUUAUGGAUUGAAUUUAUUGGUGAAAAAGGUUUAGAUUAUGGUGGUGUACAGAGAGAAUGGUUUUUCUUAUUAUCACGUGAAAUGUUCAAUCCUUAUUACGGUUUAUUCGAGUAUUCAGCUGCUGAUAAUUAUACACUUCAAAUUAAUCCUUUAUCUGGUAUGGCAAAUGAAGAACAUUUGAAAUAUUUCAAAUUUAUUGGUCGUGUUAUUGGUAUGGCUAUAUAUCAUGGCAAAUUAAUUGAUGGAUUUUUUAUACGUCCAUUUUAUAAAAUGAUGCUUGGUAAAACAAUUUCAUUAAAAGAUAUGGAAUCAGUUGAUUCGGAAUAUUAUCGUAGUUUAAAAUAUAUCCUGAAAGAAGAUCCUGUCUCAUUAGAUUUAUCCAUGUCUGUGGAAGAAGAGCAUUUUGGUGAAACAGUGGAAAUUGAUCUGAUUAAAGAUGGUCGAAAUAUACGCGUGACUAAUAAUAAUAAAACACAAUAUAUAGAUUUUAAUCGUUUAGAUUUACCAGCUUAUACAACAUUUGAAGAGUUACGAUGUAAAUUAAUUAUUGCUAUUGAAAAUGCUGAAGGAUUUGAAGGCGUUGAUUGAAUGGAGGAAAAUAUGUGUUGUUAUUCAUUAAUUAAUUAGCCCUUUUUCAUUAAUUUAAUAUGAUUAUUUUUAUGAUUAUUACGUCAUAAAUUAUUUGACUUCUAUUUUCUUCUUCUUCUCCUUUUUUGUAAAAUGCUAACACUAACUACCAUAUAACUGUUGAAUUUUAUUGGACAUCCUUUGUAAAUGACACACUUCUAUUGUUUCAUAGAUUCAAUCGUUCAUUCAUUCAAUCAGUCAAUAAGGUUGAGUAACGAUCGUGAUGAUGAUGUUGCUGUUCGUCGGUGUUUGUUGUUGUUGUUGUAUUAUAGUCAGUUAAUUCAUAGAUUUUUGAAGACUACCUUAUUAUACACAUGUAUUUCUUUAUUUAUUUUAUUUAUUUACCCAUGAAAUGACAAACAACUAUCAUGUGCAUAUCAUCAAUAUGUAUGUGUGUAUGUGUGUGUGUGUAUGAGUGAGUAGUUGAAUGUCCCUCAAUCCCUCCUCUAUACGCUAACAAUUAUCCCAUUGUGUAUGAAUAAUAAUAAUGUGAAGAAAAUUUCACUAGUUUGCCCCUGCCCUUCCCCCCUUGUAUUUCUUAAUGUCAAAUAAAAAGACAAAAUUAAUUUGACAUGUCCAUUGUACCCCAUGCACUAUGAUGUGUGUAUGUGUGUGUAUGUGUACAUACGCACUAUCAGACGUUGUUGUUGUCCUUGUUAAUACUACUACUACUGUACAUUUCAUUUCAUAAUUUCCAGGUUGUUCAAUGACUACUUUUUUUUCAAUUUAAAAAGAAAAACUACUACUUUCAACUCUUGUUCCCUUAAAUUAGUCCUCCUCUCAUUUAUUCACACAAAAAGAUGAGGAAGAUGAAAGCGUUCAAAUUAUGUUGUACAAUAAUCUGAUUCUCAUGAAUUUUUCCCAUGUUGGAUCUAGUUUUUAAUCCAAAAAUAAUACAAUGUUUUCCGCUAAUCGCCUUCUCGUUCAAUGUGUGUGCUCUAUGUGCUACCAAUCCUGUUUUUAUUGUACUAUUUCAUUUUUGUGUCUCACACACGGACCCACAUUGCUAAUGAGGCUUUAAUUACAUCAGCAGCAUGUGUGAUUAUUGGAAUGAGCCAAUUUUCAUUGUUCCGAUUUGAAGCCAUCAAUUCCUGUACACACGUACGCAUGCAUGUAUAUCACGAUAAGUAUUAUUAUUAUUAUUAUUAUUA
Messenger RNA from Schistosoma turkestanicum, 4139 nucleotides. NCBI's taxonomy places the organism in Eukaryota, Metazoa, Platyhelminthes, Trematoda, Strigeidida, Schistosomatidae. The record is from the annotation of a GenBank genome assembly.